This is a messenger RNA of Cyphellophora europaea CBS 101466, 1764 nucleotides long. RefSeq lists its product as uncharacterized. The record is from RefSeq and is a predicted model, not a curated record. The transcript is spliced from 2 exons. Gene Ontology annotation, molecular function: DNA-binding transcription factor activity, RNA polymerase II-specific; zinc ion binding. NCBI's taxonomy places the organism in Eukaryota, Fungi, Ascomycota, Eurotiomycetes, Chaetothyriales, Cyphellophoraceae. Gene Ontology annotation, biological process: regulation of DNA-templated transcription. The coding region runs from base 1 to 1764 and encodes 587 amino acids.
AUGAGGCAACCAACAUCUUCGGAUCCCAGUCCGCACCAACGACACGGGUCGACAAAGUCUCGCGGGGGUUGCCUCACCUGCAAGGCCCGGCGUGUGAAAUGUGACGAGACUCAACCGCAAUGCCACCGUUGCCGCAAAGCUCGACUGACCUGCAAGGGAUACAGUGAACCCGCGCCCAAGGUGGCUGCUGCGGGCUUCGUUCACUAUGUCGUCGACGUCGACAACAGCCUCAACCACCUACCCGACAUCGAUCAGCGCGAGAGAAGGGCAUUGGUGGUAUUCCACCAGUCCAUCGGCCCUGAACUUGCGCGAUCCUUUGCUUGGGCGCUAUGGGCUCGGGACAUUCCACUGGUUGCUGUGCAUCACGAUGCGACGCGCCACGCGGUCAUUGCCCUGAGCACUGUGUACGAGCAGUACUUCCUUGCUCUGCACCAAGCGCAUGCCGGCAUCUCGGUCUUUGCACUGGAGCAGUACAGCAAGGCUUUGUGCGGCACGAUGAAAUUGACUCUCAGGCACAGCGCCGAGACCGUGGAGGUCGCCUUGCUCAACUGUCUGCUGUUCGCCGCCAUUGAGAAUCUCCAGGGACACUAUCGGUCUGCCAUGACCCACAUGGACAGCGGCCUCGGCAUCCUGGCCGAGUACUACGAUGCAAAGACCGAUACCUAUCCCGAGGUUUACGUACCGAGGGUACACUUCCGGCAGGCUUUCGUCCGCAUUGAGAGUCAAAGGCUCGAGAUGGGAGACAUGGGAUAUGGCCAAGCUGCACCUCACCUGGUCAAGUGUGUCCGGCGCAUUCCGGCAGCGUUUCAGUCGUUGACGCAGGCGACCCUGGCGAUGAACGUUCUCGUCAACAGAACACUCCUGUUCAUGCAGGACAUUGAGGCAAGUAGCAUCUACCUGUCAGACGGAGAAUGGCGGGUGGCCUUGGUGUUGCAGAGGCGCCGUGAGCUGCUGUCGCGCUUCGAGGCCUGGUGUCACGCCUUGAACAACAUGCAGCCGGAUAACACCAACAACGUCGGCAGCCUGGCGUUGCUCGAGUUCUACCGCACCUACCUCGGCAUUCUGCUCCGCGUGGACCUGCGGGGCGGCCAGGUCGGCUUCGAGGCCUUGGAGAAAGAGUUCCAGGAUAUGGUCAUCCUGGCCUCGCUCUUCAUCAGCAGCGUCAGCACGAUCCUGCCCGGCUACAAGCCUCCGCAAAAGCGAAUCGAGGUCACCGUACAUUCGUACGAAGGCGUUGAGCAUGUCCCAGAGCCUCGACAAUGUCCGGGCGCAUGGCUGGGGAUUUCCCCGGAUUCAACACCGGUCGCUGGGUGCGACUGGGCGGCCACUCUGCCUGAGCCACGACUAAAGCGGCCUGCAACGCCGUUGCUUCCGAGGCCGGGCGACUUCUACAAGCCGUCGUAUUCGGUGGGCUUGUCAAUCAUCGAGCCCUUGCUCACGGUUUGUAUCCGAUGCAGAAACCCUCGCAUCAGGCAGCAAGCGUUGCAACUACUGAAGAUGUGCAAUCGCAAAGAAGGGAUUUGGGACUCACUGAUCACGGCCACGGUGGCUGAGCGUAUGAUUGAGCUGGAGGACAGCCAAGGUGCCGACGCGCACAGCGAUGGCGGUACUACACGGUUCCUCAUCGCCAACAUGCAAGCUUUUUAUGUCGAUUCAGGCCGCGCGGUCGUCUAUUAUGCCAAAGAGUACAUUGCUGAUAGCGCCGCGCUUUCGCAGGAAGAGCCACGGUAUCAGCCGUACGUUCAGGAGAGAUGGGCCUUCUGA